UAUUCUCGUCGGUGGUAGUGGUAUAUUUCCUGUCCUCUAUUUGACGGUGUUUCCAGGUAUUUAGGAAGCUGUCAUGCUGUAAUUCCCCUCGUUGGUGGUGUAUAUUAACUGAAACUACCGGCAUCUACAGUUGUGAGAUCUUAUGCAUAAGAUAACGAUAAUUUCUGAUGUCAGUGAGGAGGAUGGCUGUGGUGGAGGUUGUAGAGGCGAUGGCUGGCAGGUUCCGUGGUUGCUUGGUGGGAGCCCUCAUGGGGGACUGUCUGGGGGCACCAUUCGAGGCAGAACCAAGAGCCUCACCGUCUGUGCUUAACUCGUACUUCAGGAGACUCAAUGACCCAGACCUUAAAGUACCAUACAAACAAUACACUGAUGACACAGCAAUGAUGAGAUGUGUGGCCCUUUCUCUUAUUGAGGAGAAGGGGUAUGUUGCUCAAGACAUGGCCAAACGGUUUGUGAAAGAGUUCUAUGCUGAACCAAGGCGGUAUGGUAGCAAUGUUGUUGAUGUGUUUGCUGCUCUGCGGGCCAGCAAGUUCAGGGAUGUGUAUGCUCCUGCUGCAAUGCAGUUUAAUGGUCGUGGCUCUUAUGGAAAUGGAGGUGCUAUGCGUGCUGCUCCCAUUACCCUUUUCUGCCACAACUCCACAGAGCAGGAGCUGGUGGAGACAGCCAAGGACAUGGCACUCCUUACACAUGCCAACAGGCUGGGCUACAAUGGAACAGUACUUCAGUGCCUGGCAGUGCGUGAGGCUCUACUAACUCCAAAGAAUGAGCUGAAUUGUGUGAAAUAUGUAGAGAAUCUUAUAGAAAAAAUGAAAAAAGUGGAGAAGCCUGGAAAGGAUGAUAUCCUGGAUGAAGGAGAAGAACCCUUUGUGUAUGUCAAGAAACUGAAAAGGGUGUUGGGGCUCCUGGAAUGCAAGGACUCUGUUGAUGCUGAGCAGGUAGAAGAGGAACUGGGAGUGGACAUUUCUGCCCACAAGUCUGUGGCAACUGCCAUCUAUUCCUUUGUGAGAGCCUCUUGUCCCAUCCCCAAGAUUGAGACUGAAAAUGAGUUCCAGAGAACCCUGCACUAUGCUGUCAGCCUGGGAGGAGACACAGACACUAUAGCAUCUAUGGCUGGAAGCAUUGCAGGUGCUUACUAUGGAAUGGAGAAAGUUCCAAAGAAUCUUGAGAGACACUGUGAAGCUCUGGCAGAUGCUAUAGAACAGGCUGACCAGCUUCACAAUCUGGUUAAGGUCAGAACAAGUACAUCUUGAUGCAUGCAUAUAAAGAUAUGAGACUAUGUAUAGAUAAGUAAGUAGUUUGAAUUUUCUGAUUAUUAUUUUCAAUAUUUUGUAAGAAAAAUUCUGAUACACGUUUAAAUUUAUCAUCAGUAUUUUGUAAGAAAAAUUUUGAUACACUAAAUACUGUUAUUGUGGUUGAUAAUAAUGUCAUUCUUGCACUAAAUACUGUUAUUAUGGUUGAUAAUAGUGUCAUUCUUGCACUAAAUACUCUUAUUGUAGUUGACGGGAGUGUCAUUCUUGGCACUAAAUACUGUUAUUGUGGUUGAUAAUAGUCUUUCUUGUACUAAAUACUCUUAUUGUAGUUGAAGGUAGUGUCAUUCUUGGCACGAUUAUUGUACUUGACUGUUGUGUCGCUUGGCUAGCAGCUGUACAUGAGCUUUGUUACCAAUAGUGCAGUGUGUCCUUGACUACAAAGUUUGGUUCCAUAUCAAAUAUUCAUAAUUGUACUUGAGAAUUGGAAUUGGAUCCACUAUCAUAUUUAAUGAUUAUUGCAACUGAUAUUAAAGUUAUGUAAUUAAAGAUAUAUGUACAUUUGUUUUAAAGAUUCAAAUCAGUUAUAAUUGUUCUGUUCUGUUAGAGUGAAGAGUUCAUGCACCCUUCUAGUAACUUUUAUUAGAGGUCCAUGUACCUUCCCCUCAGGAUAAUAAAUUGUAUAUUUGACUGUUUCAAGACUGAAAGUAUUAAAGUAUUUGCUAUAUUUUAAACUGGUGCUCUUUUGUAAUACAAAACCUGUGACGUGAAUCAUCAGUUAAAUAUAUUUUAAACUGGC
This is a messenger RNA of Portunus trituberculatus (swimming crab), 2046 nucleotides long. RefSeq names its product ADP-ribose glycohydrolase ARH3-like. The record is from RefSeq and is a predicted model, not a curated record. Gene Ontology annotation, cellular component: mitochondrion; nucleus. NCBI's taxonomy places the organism in Eukaryota, Metazoa, Arthropoda, Malacostraca, Decapoda, Portunidae.